AUUUUUUCUUUUUACGAGCACAGGAAAGAAAAGAGGUAAGCAGCAACAACAACAACAGCAACAACAACAACGACAACAACAACAACGAUGAACGCAAAGACACUAUCCUUGUUCUGUCUCCUCUUCUUCGUUGGGUCAUCCUUAAGUGAAGACCGAUCGACGGACCUGUGUGGAAGAUGCGAACUCUCUUACAAGAAGGCUAUGGAAGAUAACACUCUCGAGAUUAGGGAAGUUGGACCGACUGACGGGAAAUGCACCAAUGGUUCUACUCUCCUGAUUCCAGAACCUGGACGCUGCUGUGAAGACUCCAAACUGUGCAAGAGCGGCCACGGGAGUGAUUGCCGUCACAAUUUUCUCUACGAAAACGGCCAAAUUCGCUGCGACCAUUUCCUCCCUAGUUACUGCCCCGACCAGCAAUGCUGCGGCUGCUGCCUGAACUGUAACGUCGACGUAUGUUCCCGCUGUUUUCACGAGGAAGGUGCUACGUGCAGGAAACAAUGCCAGUGGAAUGAGUACCUGGUUUCAACCCGGUGUCACAGUCCUUAUUGUCAGUGUUGCAGAAAGUGCGAAAUAGAACGGUCUUGCCAUUUUGCCGGGGGAUACUGCGUGGGUCAUCCUCAUUUCUGCAAAAGGGGUUAUUAUGCCACGAAAGGUGGCUGUACUGGAGAUUGCUGCUACUGUUGCCGUCCGAUUCCAGAAUAUACAGAUGGGAUAGACAAGACACCAUAAAUGGAUCACCGGAUUGAAUGAAUAGUUAUUUACAUUAACACUCAGUAGACACACACACAUAGACAGACACAUAGACACAGACACAUAGACAUAGACACACACACACACACACACACACACACACACACACACACACACACACACACACACACACACACACACACACACACACACACACGCAAAUGCAUUUAUAUGCACAUUUAAAUUCACCUUUACAUGUACACGCACAACAUUUUAAUUGGCUGAACUGUUCAGUAAUACGAAGAAGGGAGAAUUAAUAUACAAUAAAUAAAUGUAUAACAUACUAAAGAGAUUUAGGAAGAAAGAAUAUUACCUUUCAUGUGUAAUUUAGCCCAUUUUCCAAAUGUCUUGAUAAUUAGGCCUAUAAAUCAGCACAUUAGAUGGAAAACUCAUGUAAGGAUGAAAUCACAAUUAUUUUAGUAUAGUUUCUGCCAAUCUGGAAUAUCUUAGUUUUCUAUCAAUAAUUUGAUAUAGAAAACUGUAUUACAUUAACGUGUAACUAAAAUAAAACUUUGCUGCAUGGUAA
This is a messenger RNA of Penaeus chinensis, 1276 nucleotides long. RefSeq lists its product as uncharacterized. The record is from RefSeq and is a predicted model, not a curated record. The transcript is spliced from 7 exons. NCBI's taxonomy places the organism in Eukaryota, Metazoa, Arthropoda, Malacostraca, Decapoda, Penaeidae. Bases 88 to 729 code for a protein of 213 amino acids.